AUGGCAUUCGCUGGAAAAGAUCCACUAAGAGCUCCAAUAUCUCUUGCUCUAGACAUAGAGGGGAAUGGAAACCCUUUGGGUAAUGGACUCGGUCGAGCUAGGCAAACUCGACCGAUUGGUCAAGGAGAUGCUCCAAACCGCCACCAACAGAGACAAGGGAUUGUUCCACCACCAGUGCAGAACCACAACUUUGAGAUCAAGCUGGGAAUGAUCAACCUUGUCCAGAACAAGAUGUUCCAUGGAUUGCCAAGUGAAGACCCCAUUGACCACCUUGAUGAGUUUGAUAGGCUUUGUGAUUUGACAAAGAUCAAUGGUGUCUCUGAAGAUGCCAUCAAGCUGAGACUCUUUCCUAUGUCUCUAGCUGACAAAGCUCACCAAUGGGAGAAGAGCUUGCCCCAUGGCACAAUCACCACUUGGGAUGAAUGCAAGAAGGCCUUUCUUGCUAAGUUUUUCUCCACCGGUCGCACAGCCAAGCUUAGAGGAGAGAUAUCCAGCUUCAUCCAGCGAACAAUGAGACAUUCGCAGAGGCUUGGGAGAGGUUCAAAGGCUACACAAGUCAGUGCCCACACCAUGGAUUCAACAAUGAAUCACUACUCUCCACUCUUUAUAGAGGAUGCUUGCCUAGAGUAUGAUCGCACCAACCGGAGCUCGACCCACCACUCGAUCGAGUCAGAUGAGAGAAAAGAUGUUAAGGCAUUGAAUGAGAAGUUGGAUAAGCUGAUCCUAGCUCAGUCCACAAUGAAGAAAGUCAACUUUGUGUCUGCUGAGGAGAUGGAACCAGUCCAAGAAGGGGAGGAUACACAAUUUGCUGAGGUGUGCUACAUGAGCAAUGGGCAAGGAGGUUACAACAAAGGAUACUAUAAUUACAAGUCCAACCCAGCCAUGUCAUACCGCAACACUGAUGUUGCUAACCCUCAGGACCAAGUCUAUCCUCAACAACAGCAAGCUCGAUCGAGUCAAGCCCCACAACAGGGUAUGGUCAAAAGAACAACUACCAAGGCCCCAAGGGACUUUUCCUGGGUUUACUCUCUGGAGAAUCAUGCUUCUUCUGUUGCUGCUGCUACAAAGCAAGGACAACUACCUGGUAAAGCUAUUCAGAACCCCAAGGAACAGUGCAAGGUCAUCUUCACUCAAGAAGGACUUGUUGAAGAAGAGGAUCAAGAAAGGGUCAUUGAAGAUUUUUGUUUACUGCUGAAUGAUGAAGAGAUUGUUGCUGCUGAGGCUCCUGGAGUCCAGAUUGAUCAACCAGAAGUGCAGGCACCUACUGUGGCCAUUCACACUUCACCAGUUGAGCUCGCACGACAAGCUCGAUCGGCAGCUCGAUCGAGUCGAACUCUAGCUCGAUCGAGUCCGACCUCUUCUGUCCGACAACCUGUUUUGCUUGAUCCUUACCAACCGGUUGCCGCUUCCUCGUCUCGCCUACUUAGUCAAGGUCACAAGGAAGUGAUUCACAAGUUCAGAAGAGAUCUCAGUGGGAUUGGAAUUGAGUUGCCUCCUAUGGAUAGCAUGAGUGAGGCAUUUGAUCAAAUGCAAAUGGUCAAGGAUGUUCUAGCCAACAGUGAUAAAGUUUCAGAGGUCCUACAAGAGUCUACUCAUCAGUUCAACCUGCUUACUUCACCCACCUUCCUACCAAAGGUCAAGGAUCAAGGGAAAUUCACUCUCCCUUGCACACUUGGGCAUCUUGAGCUUGACAAUGCCUUAGUGGAUUCUGGAGCAAGCAUCAAUCUGAUCUCUCUCUCCAUGGCAGAGAAGCUAGGCAUAGCUGGAGCCUUGCAGCGCCCUACUACUUCAAUCAUCUUUGGAGAUGCAACUACUAAGUCUCCUCUUGGAGUGUUCAAGAACUAUCACUUGAAAAUUGGAGAAUGCAUCAUCCAAACUGAUCUCACUGUGAUGGAAAUGGAAGAAGAGAAGGAUUUGCCUCUGUUAUUGGGAACCCCUUUCCUUAGUACAGUUGGCGCUUCAAUAGACUUUCACAAGCAAGAAGUGAUCCUUCACAAGGUGAAUAGUUUGGUGUCAUAUCGCUUGCAGCCUAGAGGUUCAGACUUUUGUGCCACAAUUGACAGUACCAAUCUCAGUUCUAAGAGUCAUGGAGCUACAAAGGUUGUGAAGGAAAGGGUUGACAAGGAACCAAGAGUUGGGAAGGAUAAGGAUGAGAGAGGACCAAGGAUUGAGAAGCCACGUCUUGAGAGGGCUAGAGUUGAGAAACCACGAUCUGAUAGGCCAAGAGCUGAGCGACUUGUUCAAGCCCCUUGUGUGCUUGAUGAAGAGAGCCUUCAAGCUUUGUUUGAUGAGCCACUAGGAAGGGCUCUAAAAGAAGGGGAGGAUGUAGCCUCUAAGGCAAGACCAGGGAUAAAAGAAAAGAUCCACCAGCUCAGGCCCCUUCAUCAAGCCAUCUCAGCUCACAAUGACCUUGUUCCCCACCAAGUUUGA
Molecule: messenger RNA, 2430 nt
Organism: Microthlaspi erraticum
Lineage: Eukaryota; Viridiplantae; Streptophyta; Magnoliopsida; Brassicales; Brassicaceae
Source: the annotation of a GenBank genome assembly